Molecule: messenger RNA, 1848 nt
Organism: Symsagittifera roscoffensis
Lineage: Eukaryota; Metazoa; Xenacoelomorpha; Acoela; Convolutidae
Product: homocysteine-responsive endoplasmic reticulum-resident ubiquitin-like domain member 2 protein
Exons: 1
Coding region: 1-1491 (496 amino acids)
Biological process (GO): endoplasmic reticulum unfolded protein response
Molecular function (GO): protein binding
Source: RefSeq, a predicted model, not a curated record
AUGUCUGAUAAUCCAAUAUCUGAAACGGCCGAAGCAAGUUCAAGCUCACUGUCCUGUCCAAAAGAGUGCAAUGAAUCCAAAAACGGGACAGAGAUUCAGAUCCUUCUGAAGACGCUCACUCAUGGUGAUAGUAAACUAACUUGUUCAUCAGAAAUUUCAGUAAAACUCUUGAAGGCUCAGAUCAGUCGCGAGUUCCCUUCUCAGCCAAAAAUCGAAGACCAGAAACUAAUUCACGCGGGAAUUCUACUCAAGGACAACGUAAUUUUAAGCGAUGCGUUCAAACUGCAGAUGAAAUUAGCAUCGUCAACAGAAAGGUCAAAAGAGUUCAUUGUUCAUCUUGUGUGCACAGCAAAAGGAAGUCCAAUUUUCAAGCGCCAUCAAGUGAAUAUGUCCAAUGCGUCUUCUGGAACUGCAAGUAGCUCGGAGUCGACGAGCAAUUCAGCGAGACCAAGUGGAACAAUGAGGCCAACCAGUAUGUUUAAUGUUGCUGAUACUACUAACCUUUCAACCAAUGGAACGGGAACGGCAAACAUGGCGAAUUUGCCGUUGUCGCUCGACAAUUCGAACAUUGGUUUCAUCGUGAACUAUAUUAAUUCGAACAUCACCAAAGAGCAAUAUGUGGAAAUGGUUGCAGAUAUGCAUGAACAACAUCGCAAGUUUUACGCAACUGUCAAAGAAGAUGUUGUAAAAAGCUUUCAAACUCAAACUUUCAAAACAGCUACCUUUGCUGAUUUGAAUAGCACUUUGAACAUGCUACUUGGGAGGGGUUCUAGGUUGGAAGGAAGUCAUUCUGAAGGGAGCAAUGAACAAGUAACUAAUCAAGAGACAGUCAAUGAAAGUACAGCUGAGCGUGAAAAUGAAAGAAACGAAGCUGCUCAGGCGAUGUUAGAGCAACGACAAAGAGAAAACGCGGCUGUGAUCAAUGCAGCGGGAGGAUUCGCCCCUGCUCAAAAUGAUGAAGUAGGCGAAGAAAAUGAUUGGCUGACGUGGCUGUACAGAGAGUCCCGCCUGGUUGUUUUGCUGGUCAUUCUCUACUCUUAUUCCUCUCUCAACAGGGUUCUGACAGUCGGUGUGAUCACAGCUUUGAUGUACUUUUUUCAGCGGCGGUGGUUGCCGUUGUUCGGCCGAGAGUUGAUGCGAAGAAACGACGAUAACAAUCAUUUGAAUAAUGAUAACGACGAUGAGUUAGAACCCCAAGAGAACGACGAAAACGACGACGAUGGUUUAAACGAAAACAGAGAUAACCAGAACGAAUACGAAACGAUGAGAGACGAAAACCCGAGCGAAGCCGACAACCGAGAGGGUCAGGACUCGGGAGUUAGUAGGUCGCCGAGUAGGAGCAACUUAGGAAGCCGGAAUGACAGGUUACAGAGGGCUCCGCCGACACGCAUGGCCCGAGUUUAUUCAGCGAUGGAAACUUUUGUUGUCGCCGUCACAACCUUUUUUGUUUCUCUGUUUCCCAUUGAGCUGCGUCAGCCGCAGAAUAUUUAAUAUUAAAGUUUUAAAUGCGUAGAAGUAUGAGUAGUAUGUGUAGUAAAUCGCUUAAAGCUGAGUCAGUUGAACACGAAAAAUACUUCUCCCAAUAAAGCCGAUUUUUUUGAAAAUUUGUAACGAAUCUCAUUUUGUUUUGCAGUUCAACUGAAAAUUGAAGUUAAUGCAAUAUUUCAAUGACUGUAUUAACAUCCUGCUGAAGUCGCAUUAUUUCUUUAAACGGGUAAUGGUUGCUUAAAUUCGAUAAUAAAAGUAGCAGAAAAACUCUCAAAUAGAUACAUUUCUAAUUAGUUCUGAAUUCAUUAAAUACUGAAGUUAUAUUUAUAAUAUAUGGAUUAAUUUAUAUUAAUCUUGUUA